AUGGCAGACGAAAGCUCUCCUUUGCUACAGUUUCCGGGCAUGAGUCCGGGAAUGAGCGACACUCUUGGAGAUCACCAUCAUCAAUUCUGCCAUCUUGUCGGCGUGCGACCUGUCAAUCAUCCGCCUGGCCAAGACUGGCGAGCACACCCAGAAUCUCUCUAUCGACGGGCUACACGGCAUCGAAGACAUCAAAACGUCACAUACAUGUUCACGGCAACUUUCACCAACACGCUGUUGCUAUCUCAAGUCAUCCUUGGUGCCACUCUCACCGGACUCGGAGCUUCGGACUCGAGCAGAAUCUUGAUCACUGUCUUCGGUGCCCUCAACACAGUCAUUGCUGGCCUGGUAGCCUUUCUAAAGUCACGAGGCCAGCCUGUACGCGCUCGUAUGUUUCGUGAUGACCUCGAGCGCGUCGUCGACGAGAUCGAGAACUCUGCUGUCAUGUGGCUGGGCAUUAGCAAGGGUGUCCAUGGCUAUGAUGCUAUUGACACCAACGACUCGGUCACUGUUCGAAGUGAGGUUGCACGCUUGACUCGGCUCUAUGACCGUGCUGUUAAGAAUAGCACAAUGAAUGAUCCAGACAACUAUGCAGCUGGUGUUCCCGGCGAUCAAUAUAGCGCGGCUCUUCGAUCACGAACCGGGCAGCCUGUUCAGCCUCCCCCGACAGUACCAGCGACGGAAGCUCCAGCGGCUGCCCCUCCUGCUCUAGGUGCCAGUGCAGCACCGGCUCCAGGGCCAAGUGCAGAGCCUGUUCACGAUCCAGAUGAGAGUCCUGCUUCCAAGGCACCCGAAACUACCAAGCCAGUCCAGACGGACACUCCGAAUGUUGAAGAUAAGACUGGGGAGAAACCUGACGUGACAGCUGCGAAGCCGGACAUUAAGCCAACAGAGGAUGACAAGCUGGCACCCAGCACAUCGGAUGCAAUCUCAGCUACUCCCAUUGCGUCAGAUCCAGAGACUGCGAAGCCUAUCGACUCGAAAGUAUCAUUACCCGAAACUUCUGCUGAAUCGAAAGUAUCUGGCCCUGCUAACACAGCCGCCCAAGCCAGUAGUGGUGCUGGACGAGACGAGCCUGCUACGGCUGCCAAGGUGGAGAAGCAUAGUGAAGAUACGUCGAAGUCAUAA
Messenger RNA from Recurvomyces mirabilis, 1125 nucleotides. RefSeq lists its product as uncharacterized. Lineage: Eukaryota; Fungi; Ascomycota; Dothideomycetes; Mycosphaerellales; Teratosphaeriaceae. The transcript has a single exon. The record is from RefSeq and is a predicted model, not a curated record. Bases 1 to 1125 code for a protein of 374 amino acids.